AAUAUUGUUAUUUAUCUGUGGAGGUUUUUUUUUAGCAUUUAAACUAAAUAAAUAGUGUGUGUUUGUUUUUUUGUUGUGCAUAGUGAUAUCAAAACAAAAAUGCUAUGUUUUCUGCUUAACGUUCUUUUUUUUGGUUCUGAACUAACAACAUUGUUAUCGUACAAAUCGCACCUGUUGAAAGUUUCUAGAACUUGGACGAAAAAAGUUUAAUAUAACAAUUUCUUGAGUAUUAUAAAAAUGCCACCAAAUUCCGAAAAUGCCAAUCAUCAAACACAAUCAGCCCCUGUCGAUGAUAUCGCCGACAGAACUACAGAUGAACAAAAAUCCAAAAUUAUUGUGAAAUAUCGUAAAAAUUUCUACGACAUUACAAGAUUCCUGCAUAAACAUCCGGGUGGCAUCAAUACCCUGAGAGGCUUAGAAAAUGCCGAUAUGACAGCACGUUUUAUGCGUGCCCCACCGCACUCAGAUGCUGCCAUGUAUUUAAUGAAAGAAUAUCAAAUAAAGACAAUACCGCCAAAAUGGAGAAAUGGUCGUCGACAUGCGCCAGAGAUUAAGGAAAAUAUUGAAAUUGUCGAAGAGGAAGAUCACGAUGAAAAUGCAAAGAAACACACAAAUAAUAAUGAUUUGGAUGAUAGUAUGGAGUAUUAG
Messenger RNA from Musca domestica (house fly), 648 nucleotides. Its product is annotated as cytochrome b5 type B-like. NCBI's taxonomy places the organism in Eukaryota, Metazoa, Arthropoda, Insecta, Diptera, Muscidae. The coding region runs from base 238 to 648 and encodes 136 amino acids. The transcript is spliced from 3 exons. Gene Ontology annotation, cellular component: intracellular membrane-bounded organelle; membrane. Gene Ontology annotation, molecular function: heme binding. The record is from RefSeq and is a predicted model, not a curated record.